This is a messenger RNA of Nicotiana attenuata, 789 nucleotides long. RefSeq lists its product as uncharacterized. The transcript has a single exon. The record is from RefSeq and is a predicted model, not a curated record. NCBI's taxonomy places the organism in Eukaryota, Viridiplantae, Streptophyta, Magnoliopsida, Solanales, Solanaceae. The coding region runs from base 1 to 789 and encodes 262 amino acids.
AUGAGGAACAUCAAGGAAACAUGGUUCCCGAGGUCGUUGAGAUUUGAUCCCAACCAAAGAGAUCCUAACUUAUGGUGCGAGUAUCAUGGGACUAAUGGCCACCGGACUGGGGACUAUAGACAUUUGCGCGAGGAGGUGGUGACGUUGUUGAAAUAUGGCCAUCUCAAAGAUUUCUUAAGCGACCGGGCCAAAAUCAAUUACGGCCGCAACCGCGAUAACACAGAUCCCUCGAAGAUAGGUGAAGACCCUCCCCGACAAACCAUCAACAUGAUUUUUGGGGAAAACGAGAUCAACGAUGUGACCUUCUCGGCAGCAAAAAAGACAAAUAUGUCGGUGACUCAUAGCAAAAGACUCUGGGAAGUCGCCGAGAAUGGCAUCACAUUCAUAGAAGAGGAUGCCAACGGACUUCAACUACCGCACAACGAUGCCCUAGUAAUCUCUCUUAACGUUCUCGAUUUUAAAAUCAAACGUGUUUUGGUGGAUCUAGGAAGUUCAUCCAAUAUCAUUCAAUGGAGAGUGCUGGAGAAAGCCAAGCUAACCGGAAGCAUCAUUCCCGCCACAAAGCUCUUCGUUGGGUUCAACUUAGCAAGCUUGACAGCCCGAGGGAAGAUCCUACUGCCCACGAACGUCGAAGGGGGCAUGAAGACUACCUUUUUUGAAGUAGUAGAUGGCGACAUGGGUUACAACAUAAUUCUUGGUAGACCAUGGUUGCACAAGAUGAAGGCCGUGCCAUCAACAUAUCACCAACUUCUAAAAUUCCCAACUCUAGGCGGAAUCAAAAAUAAAUAA